This is a messenger RNA of Rotaria sp. Silwood1, 1053 nucleotides long. The record is from the annotation of a GenBank genome assembly. Lineage: Eukaryota; Metazoa; Rotifera; Eurotatoria; Philodinida; Philodinidae.
AUGUAUCAAUGGAAGUGGUUUUUUUUUCUAAUAGUUCCUGUAAUUAUUGCCAUUAUUUUAAGUUUAUUAUACAUUUUUAUAAAACGACAUCGUGGUCAUGGAUAUUUUCUAUCGAAAUUCUCUGCUUUUACACGCAUACGUUUUGAUCAUCUUGAAAAAAGACGGCAAACGUAUUGUCCAGCUAAUAGUAAAUGUCAGUGUCAUACGAAAGAGUCUGCUGCACACAUCGAACCUAAUUUAUUAUGUACACAUCGUUCUCCAACAUUAUAUAUGAGUUUUGCUGGUGCUGCAAUGAUUGUUGGUGGUGUACGAACAACAGAAUGGCGUGGCUCAAUGAGAGAAGUACAUCGUGAUACAGACGAUGAAUUUGAUGCAUUAUUUUUUACAGAUCCAGCACAAUGUUUUUAUUUACAAGAUCCAAAUUAUCGAUGGCAAGGUUUAACAUAUUAUCGUAAUUUAAUACAAAUAUAUUCUACACUUUAUCAACAUGUUAUUUUAAUUGGAGCUAGUCUUGGCGGAAGUAUGGUAUGUAUGUGUGCCGACUUAGCAACAGUAUCAAUUGCAUUUAAUCCAAUAUUAGAUCCAGUUUUACUUGGUUUACCUUGGCGUUUAAUGGGUGCUUUUUGUCCAGCUGGACAAGCAGAAGUUGUUCGAAAUCAAGUUCAUAGUACUAUGGAAAAUAUAAAUACUAAUAAAACUAGCCAAAAUUGUGUACUUCAUAUACAUUGGAGUCAAUUAUCAAAAGCUGAUCAAAGACAAGCUCAUAGAAUUAUUGGUGGUGGUAAACAUAAUAAACCUAAACAAACGGAAUGUUUAACAACAGUACUUGAUUUUGAUAUUAACGAUCCAAAUAUGAGUAGUAGAUCAGGUGUUCAUGUAUGGUUUCAUAGGCAUAAACGUCAUAUAUUAGCUAUGCAGUUAAGACGAAGUCAUGAAUUAAUACCAUUGUUAAAACGUCACUUAUCAGGCAUAUCAAUAGGUUUACAUACAGUUAGUUAUCAAUUAGAAGAAAAACAACGACAAGAUUCUAUUGUUAUCAAUAUUCCAUCAUAA